This is a messenger RNA of Pieris macdunnoughi, 966 nucleotides long. The record is from the annotation of a GenBank genome assembly. Lineage: Eukaryota; Metazoa; Arthropoda; Insecta; Lepidoptera; Pieridae.
AUGUGCGACACACAAGAUUCAGUAGAACACAUACAAAACACAACGGAAAUGCAAACAGUCCUGUCAAAUUGUAUGCCGGAUAUUGGGAAUGUAGACUCCAAUGAUACAUAUGCAGAGUACGCAGAUAUAUGUGGUUCAGAGGGUAAAAUCAACGUUGAUGAUGAUAAAGAUAUAGAAAUUGAUGUUACAGAAACAAUAGACGAUCAGAAAACAGAAAAUAAAAAACAAGAGUCUUACGAAAGUAGGGAUCCAUUUGACUCGUGGCAUCCACACGUUUAUGGAAAACCUCCGAAGAUGCCGACACCGCACACGAUAGAAUUCAUUCUUGGGUUGAAUAAGGAUUCUAAGAAGACUGUUAGUUCAUUAAUGAGUGUCAAAAGGUUCGGUCAUGAGAGGGACAAUAAGUUAGUGCAGAAUAGACUGCAAGAACAGUUGCUACAGCGGAGUAGGAAUAGUGAUAGUGCCAGUGUUAAGGAAGAACCGUUAAACUUGUCCGUGCCUAAGACUUGGUGUGAAGAAGAGAAGUUCAGUAGAGAUUCAAAGCUAAUAAAACGCAAGAAGUCAACAGAUGACGUCCGAUCACCCCUUGGUGGCGAAGGGUCCAUGACCAGUGAAGAAGGAGAGGAUGCAGGUGUUGGUAGACGCAAGAAGGCAAGAACCACUUUCACUGGACGACAGAUCUUCGAGCUGGAAAAGUUAUUCGAGGUCAAGAAAUAUUUGUCAUCAGGCGAGAGAGCAGAUAUGGCGAAACUUCUUAAUGUGACUGAGACACAGCCACCGCUAGUUUUGCUACCCAAAAAGUGUCUUGAUCUCCGAAAUGAGAUUCCAGCCAAUUGCUGGAUUUCAGCUGCUGCAGGUAUUCCUCCACUCUGUCCCUCCAGCGGUACCUACCUAGGCGAGUACAAGGCCCAUCGUGAAGGAGGAUUACCUUACCCGGCCUUGUUUGCUGAGGUCGGAGACCAGUAG